AUGCCAAAAAAGAACAACUUCAACAAGAAGGAGCCGUCGUUUCAGGGCGACUCUCUGCGGCGGCGACGAAAGGAAAAGCAGGAGGCGCCAGCGAAGCUGCAGGAUGAGGAGGAUUUUAAGGAGCUGCAAGAGCUCUUAGAGGAUGAGACACACCUGCUGGAUGAGGCGAGGUCACCGCUAGAGUAUCUGUUGUCCCUGCGGCAGCCACAGGAGUUGGCACUGAGGCUUACGCAGUCUCUCGUUUCCCUGCGCUCGCGGCUUGCGGAGCUGGAGCUAGAGCGGUUGAACAAUGAGAGCGGGAUGCCGGGCAGGUCGGACGUCGUGGCACGCCGCGCGCAGGAGAAGGCGGAGAAGCUGGAGCUUGAGAUCCACAAGACAGAGCGGGUCUUGCGCCGCCUGAUGCUCAUGUCGAAGGUGAUGGAGCAAAUCAUUAGCCUGCGUAAAGACACCAUUGCAGGGGUGCGGACGGAGAUGGAGGCGGAGGUCCGCUUGCUUCAGGAGAAGUUCAAUGUGAACGAGGAGCUUAUUCGCGGGCGGUACGUCGACCGCGUGAACAUGCUGCACCGCUACUGGCUCUGGCGCACACUGCAGGAACUCGGCGACCAGACGGUGAGCCGCACCUUUGAGGAGGAGCUCUCAUGCGGCCCCCGCUACCGCUCGCUGGGGGUGCAAAACAAUAUCCUUUCCGAUACACUCGAGCAGCAGUUAGCGUGGAUGGUGCGGUUUUCGGAAAGGGAGCGAAUCUUCCGUGACCAUGUGCGUCGCCUCGAUAUUCUCGUAGAGGAGUUGACGGACGUCAAUGAGGCCAUAGAGGAGUCCUUGACGUGUCGCGUGUGUGGCUUGUUCUUUGAGGAUCCUGUUUUGUUUUGGCCCUGUGGCCACACCUUUUGCCUGACGUGUUUCGACUCACUGAGCAUCGCACCGAGUCUCUUCCGAUGUCCAACGUGCGGCAGCAUGGGCAGCGAGGGCUACGUGCACAAUCUUCUUAUCGCGGAGUGUGUGGCGAAGUGGAUGUUCAAGGACUCGGGCUACGCCGACAUCAACGGCGCUCUGAGCCUCAUUCGCCUGCACCUUUCGAAGUUCCGCAAGGAGAUUAUUUCAGCACGCAUCGCGCAGUACCGCCAACGGCUUGCGGAUGCACUGCAUGAAGAGAGCAAACCAGUGGAACCAGCAUACAUGGACAUUGAAUACCGUGCCUUCUAA
Trypanosoma rangeli is the source of this 1203-nucleotide messenger RNA. RefSeq lists its product as uncharacterized. Bases 1 to 1203 code for a protein of 400 amino acids. The transcript has a single exon. The record is from RefSeq and is a predicted model, not a curated record. NCBI's taxonomy places the organism in Eukaryota, Euglenozoa, Kinetoplastea, Trypanosomatida, Trypanosomatidae.